Messenger RNA from Didymosphaeria variabile, 813 nucleotides. RefSeq lists its product as uncharacterized. Bases 1 to 813 code for a protein of 270 amino acids. Gene Ontology annotation, biological process: carotene catabolic process. The transcript is spliced from 2 exons. The record is from RefSeq and is a predicted model, not a curated record. Lineage: Eukaryota; Fungi; Ascomycota; Dothideomycetes; Pleosporales; Didymosphaeriaceae. Gene Ontology annotation, molecular function: carotenoid dioxygenase activity.
AUGGCCAUAUUGUUUCCCAUCAUACCGCAAACGUGCGACAUCGAGCGCAUGAAGAAAGGAGGUGAGCACUGGCAAUGGGACCCCGACGUCCCCUUCUAUCUCGGCGUGCUCCCCCGUCGCGGCGCCUCCAGCUCCGACGUGAAGUGGUUCCGCGCGCCCAACGCCUUUGCCGGGCACACCGUCAACGCAUUCGAAGACGCCAACGGCCACAUCUCCUUCGACCUGCCACUGUCAGAUAAGAAUGUCUUCUUCUGGUGGCCAGAUGCACAGGGAAACGCGCCCGCGCCCGAGUCGAUCUCCGCGCACCUCGUCCGUAUCACCUUCGGUCCUACGUCUUCCAAUCUCGAUCUCCCCCCGCAUGAAGUCCUCAUGGCGGAAGACUGCGAGUUCCCCCGCAUCGACGACAGAGUCCACGGGAAAGAACACGCUCAUGCUUUCUUCGACGUGAUGGACCCCAGCUUAGGCACGGAUUUCGCGACCAUCAUGCCCAGAAUGGGCGGUGGCCAUCCGCCGUACAAUGCUCUGGGGUAUCUGGAUUACGCGUCCAAGAAGGUGGCGAAGUACUUCCCCGGUCCCACGCAUUUAGUGCAAGAGCCUAUUUUCAUACAGAGGAAGGGCUCGGCUACGGCGGAGGGUGAUGGAUUCUUGGUGGCGCUUGUAAAUAAUUAUGCGUCGAUGGCGAGCGAGCUGCAUAUAGUUGAUACGAGGGAUUUUAGUAAGGCGCAGGCUGUGAUUCUUUUGCCGAUUCGUCUGAGGCAUGGGUUGCAUGGGAAUUGGGUGGAUGCUCAGGAGUUGGCUCUUUCUGGUUCUUAG